This is a messenger RNA of Paramuricea clavata, 3167 nucleotides long. Lineage: Eukaryota; Metazoa; Cnidaria; Anthozoa; Malacalcyonacea; Plexauridae. The record is from the annotation of a GenBank genome assembly.
AUGAUUCGAUGGAAUCAUGAAGAAUACCUCAAUAAGACUGUCAUUAGAUUAGGUGAUUUCCAUACUGUGAUGUCGUAUUGUACUGGAAUUUCCAAAAUUUUCAAGGAUGCAGGCUUAACGGUAUAUAAUUACACAAUAUAGCGACAGGUUCAUAUUAAAUAUCUUGCUGUAGAUUGUUGCUCAUCGCCAGAAGCAGAGACGUAGAUAUGAAAGAGGUUCUUCAAUACUCAUUAAGACCAUUCCACUUCCUUUGGCUAUAUCUGAUGGCAAUCUUGUAAAAACUGCUGUGUAAGAGCACAUAAGUUGGUUUUUGAGGCAUUACAACGAAUGAGAUUCCAAACAUACAUUAAUUCAUUAUCUGAAUCCGAAGAAUUUUUUUCCCAUUGUCACCUUCUCACAGAAUGUUUUGAAAAUUAUACGUUCAAAGAGUUUUGCCUCGAAACCAAUACCUUAGACGAGUUAUACUGCAACUUUGAUGAAUUUAACAAAAAAUGUACGUUGCCAAGAAAAUCCAACAUUUGCGUUCUGGUCGGUAUACAUUGAAAUGGUUCAAGUACUUCUGUUAUACAUCAGAGCAACUAGAACAUCCGACUGGGCCUUGCAUCUUUCUGCUCUAAGAUCUAUGAUCCCUUGGUUUUUUACUACCGACCGCAUCAAUUACGCACGAUACUCCCCCUGCUACUGGUUAGAAAUGUCUUGUCUGGACGAAACACACCCGUGUAAAUGUAUUACUGGCAAUAAAUGAAAAGUUAGAAUAAUGAGUUAGGCAAUUACUUUACCUUACCAAACAUUGAUUAGGACAAGUUGUUAUCCAGUGGAGGUAAUGCAUGUUGUACACCCAAAUUAUCAAUUACUUUAUUCUUCAACUUUUUAGACGUUUCGUUCAACAUUGCAACGAACUGGACUGUACAGAGACUAUGUAUUUUCAAGUGUCGCAUGUGACCAAACUAUAGAACAAACGCUAAAUCGCGACUCUAAAGUGAAAGGUGGGCUAGUAGGCAUUACUCUUAAUCGUGGGGCUAUGCAUCGAUGGAUACUAGGACAAGUAGAACGAGCAGCAAUCAUGCGUCAAUGUGAAUCGAUGGCAAAUGUAUCUGAUAUCCCCAGGUGAAUAUAAUGCAUGAAGAUAAAAAUAUUUACAAUAUAGUAUGCAUUCAUACGAACAAAAAAUGAAUAAAUUAAACUUGCAUGUUCAUUCACAUUUCAGAGAUAGAAAGGACUUGGACAAGACAAGGAUAAAAUCUGACGAAGAUGCAGUAGUAGAAGUUAUUCACACAAUCGACGCUUUUGUUAAUCCCUUUGAAAAUGAUCAUACCGAACUCGUCCAUCUCGCAAGUGGAAAAGUAGUCACAAAUGCUGUUGCAUCAGACAUGACAAACAUGUUCGAAAGAGGCGAAAAAGCUGCCUUGGAUUUCAUGAACACGAAAGUUCUAUGUAGCAAACCUGAUAUAUACGCUGCAAUUAAGAAAACUAAUUUGAAGACUUUUUCUCAAAUGAGCACAAAGGUGAACAGCAAAAAUAGGAAAGGAGACGUUGUAGCAGUAAAGAAUUCAAAAAAGCUUUUUGCCAAAAUGUUGCUCAUCGCCAGAAGCAGAGACGUAGAUAUGAAAGAGGUUCUUCAAUACUCAUUAAGACCAUUCCACUUCCUUUGGCUAUAUCUGAUGGCAAUCUUGUAAAAACUGCGAAGUCAAAGCUGUUACAUCUUAUCGAGAACAGGACUACUGAUCACUUUGUUGAUAGAAUUGAAGGCGAUAAAGUUCUUAUACUGGAUGCUAUGGCAAUACAUCAAACUAUCAAAAUUAUCCCAUCUACAUUUGGUGAGCUUGCCCAUAAACAACUUGUCAUGGUUGUGGAACUAGCCGUGAAGUCGAAAGCGAAAAGAGUUGAUUUUGUAUGCGAGCGUUAUCCUGCCCAGAGCAUAAAAGACUUUGAAAGGGAAAUACGUGGUGAAAGAGGGACGCAGCUGAUUAAAAUCUACAGUCCCCUCCAGAAAGUUCCUCCCCAAUGGAAGAAAUUUAUAACGGCUGGAGAAAACAAGGAAGAACUGAUAAAAUUUCUUUUUAAAUCCUGGAGUGAAGAGUGUGAUCCACAGCUGCUGCGAGGUGUAGAAGUUUUAAUCGCACACGAAAGCCAGUGCCAUCAGCUUGUUGCCUUGACAAAUACAAUCGCAUGCCACGAAGUAGAAGAUCGUGCCUGUGACCACGAGGAGGCGGACACGAGAAUACUCGCUCACGCAGAGAGUGCGUCCGCAGAGUAUUCCAGUAUCAUUAUUAAAAGUCCGGAUACGGACAUAUUUAUCAUAGCCGUAAACGCUAGCUUGUCAAUUCAUGCGCGCUGAUUUAUAUUUCGAGACGGGGACAAAAGAUAAAAGGCGGAUAAUAUCAAUUAGUAAGGUUAAAGAGAACUUGGGAGAUCUAUGGAGUGCAGCAUUAAUUGGUUUUCAUUCUUUUACAGGUAACACUUUUAAUUUUAAAUUUGCUGAUCAACCAUUCUCCGAAUGAAAAAUUAAUAUAUAUCCUUCUUUAAGUUGUGAUACCACAAGCGCAUUCUUUGGAAAAGGAAAGUCUUCAGCGCUUAAAAUUGCGAUUGAAAGCGAAGAAUACGCUCUGGCAUUUUCAAACCUUGGAAAUGAAUUGGAUGUACCAAGUUCUAUGAAAGUUGUCUUAAAAACGUUUGUGUGCCAUUUGUACGGCGCUGAAAAUCAGAGUGAUGUCAAUCUCAUUCGUUACUUACUGUUUAAAGGAGGAAAAUUUGACGAGGAAUUAUUACCACCAAACGAGGAUUCUUUGGAGCAGCAUGUGAAGCGAGCGAAUUUCCAGUGUUUUAUUUGGAGGCGUGCAACAAACUCCAUGAUGGUUGCACCCAGUUUCUCUGGACACGGAUGGGAGAUCGAUAACAUUAAUAUUGGACACGUGCACAUAACAUGGAUGACUUUGCCUCCAGCACCUGACUCCGUACUGGACUUUGUUAACUGUAAGUGCAAGACCGGUUGCAUCAAUGACCGUUGCUCUUGUAAAAAAGCUAACUUGAAAUGUUCCGAGCUUUGUAACUGUAGUAAUUGCCAGAAUGGUGCCAAUGGAGAUACGGACACAAUUGAGGAUGUUGAUUCUGACGACACAUAUAAUCCAGUUGAUAGCGAUAGCGAUAGCAGUGUAACUGAGUUCUAA